AAUUGACAAAAAAAUAAAAUCAGGAAAAAAAAAUGGAAAAGAUUAUUGCAUUUGUUGUUCUCUUUCCAAGUCUCUUUCUAAUGCCUUCAAUGGCGGCUAACAACUACAAUGUAAUAAGGUUUGGUGCCAAACCUGACGGCGUCACCGACUCGACCCGAGCCUUCAUCGGAGCAUGGCAGGCUGCAUGCCGAUCCGCCAUGGCCGCGACGGUCACGGUUCCACGAGGCAGAUACUUGCUGAAAGCUGUUGAAUUCCGCGGUCCAUGCCGCAGCAGAAUCACGUUUCAGAUCUCGGGAACGAUCGUGGCUCCCUCGGAUUACCGCGGCCUCGGGAACUCAGGGUACUGGAUCGUGUUCGUCAAGGUUAAUCGGAUCUCCAUAGUCGGCGGGACUCUAGAUGCUCGAGGUUCCAGCUUCUGGGCUUGUCGGAAAUCUGGAAAGAAUUGUCCAGUUGGCGCUCGGUCGAUGACGUUUAACUGGGCGAAUGAUGUGGUGGUGAGUGGGUUGACGUCGAUAAACAGUCAGGCGACACAUUUGGUGAUAAAUAGCUGCAACAAUGUGAUGGUGAGGAGGAUAAAACUGGUGGCUCCCGACCAGAGUCCGAACACAGACGGUCUCCACAUCCAGGGUUCUGCCGCCAUCACCGUCACCGACAGUACGUUCCAGACCGGAGAUGACUGUAUCUCUAUCGGUCCGGGCACUCGUAAUCUCUUCAUGACCAAACUCAACUGUGGUCCCGGUCACGGUGUCAGUAUCGGGAGUUUGGGAAGAGAUGCGGAUGAGGCCGGAGUUCAGAACAUAACUCUGACAAACUCGGUGUUCUCAGGAUCCGACAACGGCGUCCGGAUCAAAACUUGGGCAAGACAGAGCAAUGGUUUCGUCCGAAACAUUCUUUUCCAGAAUCUGGUCAUGAGGAACGUUCAGUACCCUAUCAUCGUCGACCAAAACUACUGCCCCAGCAAUCAAGGUUGUCCCCAACAGGGUUCAGGAGUGAAGAUUAGUCAGGUGAUGUACAAAAACAUUCAGGGCACGUCAAGAACUCAGCAGGCUAUGAUAUUCGAUUGCAGCAGAAGGAAUCCAUGCCAGGGAAUACGAUUACAUGACAUUAAGCUUACGUUCAUGGGAAAAUCCGCAACUUCUUCGUGUAAGAACAUCGGAGGAGCUACUUCCGGUGUGGUCAUGCCUCGGGGUUGUCUCUGAUCCGAGAACACGAAUAUUAGUUGUUCUUCCGAAACGUUUCAAGAAAUAAAUAUGGCAAUCUGCAGUUUGGUGAUGAUGCCGUCGUGGAUGCACGUAUUAGAUUGCGUCCGGCUAUCGAUCGAGCGUUUCUUUGUGUUGAUGUCGAUCCUUCAAAAAAAAAAAUGCUUCCUGUUUCUCUUUGAUAUUGUUAUAUUGCAUUAAUCUCCAAUUUCGUUACUUAAUCUGUCAACCAUUUCAUGUAAAAAUACGAAUUAUGAAAAA
Messenger RNA from Tarenaya hassleriana, 1460 nucleotides. RefSeq names its product polygalacturonase. Bases 33 to 1199 code for a protein of 388 amino acids. Lineage: Eukaryota; Viridiplantae; Streptophyta; Magnoliopsida; Brassicales; Cleomaceae. Gene Ontology annotation, biological process: carbohydrate metabolic process. Gene Ontology annotation, molecular function: polygalacturonase activity. The record is from RefSeq and is a predicted model, not a curated record. The transcript is spliced from 4 exons.